UUUGUAUGUAUUAAAAAAAUCACAUUUUCUUUAAACGUAAUUUAUUUAUUUUUUUUAAUAUGUCAGAUUCUGAUAGUUCAGUAGAUUCAGAUUCUGGCAUAAGAUUCAAAACACAAAGUGUACGAAAUUUGUCUAAUAAUAAAGAUAGUUUAAUAUUUGAUAGGCAGAAAAAACAUAAUGAUUACGAAUAUAAUAAAUAUGAUAAACGAUAUAAUCGAGAUGAUGAUUAUAGAUACAGAAAACGCCAUAAACAUUCGGAGGAUAGAAUUCGAUCGAGUAGACGAGAAGAUUGUUUUCAAGAUGAAAGAACAAGUAGUAAGCGGGAAAAUUUAAUUAAAACAUAUGAUUAUGAUUCUGUAAGUCAUAAAAGUAAAGAAUAUCAUGAAAGUAAAAGGAAAAAGCAUAUUUUAAAAUCGGAAGAUAACGAUAGUCUCGACCCAUAUGGACCCAGUCUGCCACAUCGUACCGUAAUUAAUAAACAUAAAGAUACUCAAGAAACUAAAAGAGAAAUUGUAAAAUUAAAACAUAGUGAAAUUAAUGAUACGUAUGGACCGGAGCGACCGAUUUUACCUAAUUCGACAAUUCUUAAAAGUAAAGAUUUUCAUGAAAUCAAAAAGCAAAGUGUGAAAUUAGAAGAUGAUGCAGUCAAUGAUACAUACGGACCCGUUUUGCCUAGUACCACAAUUCUUAAAAAUGAAGGUUUCCAUGCAACGAAAAGGGAAAGUGUGAAGGUAGAAGAUGACAAGACUAAUGAUUGUAUAAAUGGAUCAACCACAACAGAAGAUGUAGACACCACAUACGGUCCUUGCUUGCCAUCAAAACCAGAACCAAUUAUAGAUGGUACAAAACUAUCUGGUUUUACUUUACCAACUUCAUCUGUAAACAAUUGUAAGGAAAAUGAAGAUGAAAACUCCUACGGUCCAUGUUUACCAACGAGUGUAGCUAAAUCAAAACCAGAGAAAAUAUAUGGACCAAGUUUGCCAUCCACAUUUAAAAAGAGUGUGCCCGAUGAUAACGAAAAAGAUGCCAACGAAGUAUCCGUAACGAGUCCCGAAACUAAUAGAAAAUAUGGACCAUCAUUACCUUCAACAUCUGCAAAUAUAAAAAUGUCUCCUGUCUCUGAUGAAAAUAUGUCUGAACACGUUGAAUCAAAUAUUAUUUCUACCGCUCAUGAAAAUAUAGAUCAAUCUGACGAUGAAGAAAAUGUGAUAGGUCCACUUUUACCAGGAAUGGUUAAAAAUAAUCGUGUACAAUCGGAAUUAGAAUGCCGUGCAUUAGAAUUAAAAAUGAAAUUAGAAUUUCCGUCCGCAGAGCAAAAAACACGAGAAGAUUGGAUGGUAGAAUUACCUGGUAUACAAAAAGUUUCCGGCUUAGGACCAAGAAAAUUUCGUGCGAAUCCUGGUCCUGAUUUAACUGAUCGAUCAUCUUGGACAGAUACUCCUCAAGAGAAAUCUAAAAAACACAGUACGAAAAGUUUGAAAAAUGAAUUAAAAAUUGAAGCAGAAAACCGCGAAAUACAGAGGAGAGACAAGGAACAAGAAAAAAUUAUUAAGAAUCAUAAAAAACAUUCAAAACGAGAUAAAAGUUUAAUGGAUAUGCAUCAACAAAAAUUGGCGAAAGAGAAAAAGGAAGCUGGUAAAACUGAAAGAAGGCCAUUUAAUCGAGAUAUUGAUUUAAAAUUAAAUAUGUUCGAUCCAGAAAAAAAAUCUCGUAUGAUGAAAAAUGCAUGUUUAUUAGAUGAUAAAUUUUCAACAGGAAAAUCGAAAUAUUUAUGAAUAAUUGUAAAUUUUUAA
Chrysoperla carnea is the source of this 1793-nucleotide messenger RNA. Its product is annotated as GPALPP motifs-containing protein 1. NCBI's taxonomy places the organism in Eukaryota, Metazoa, Arthropoda, Insecta, Neuroptera, Chrysopidae. Bases 60 to 1775 code for a protein of 571 amino acids. The transcript has 3 exons. The record is from RefSeq and is a predicted model, not a curated record.